CUUCAACUCUUCAACUCUUCAACUUGGAUCCCGUCCCAUCCCGCCUCGAGGGAGCUUGACCGCCCGAGGACAUCUACCUACCUAUAACCCGACAACCAAAGACAAGGGACGGAACUGGGACCAACGGACUUUGCAGAGAAUCCAACAACGACUUCAGACCGUACGAACGAUUCGCGAUACGUGCGCCGCCGAUCCGAUCUACGGACUUUGAUACUUGACACGCGGGGCACAUCAGACCAUACGGCCGGACGAAAGAGGACGGCGACGGUACUAUGAACCGACUAUAACCACCACUUGGCUCAACUUUAUAUACAGUAGUCAACACAGGUAGCAACCAUGGACGACUAUCCGCGCGGCAGCUUGGACCACAACAUCCCCUUCCUCCUCACCCUCGGCGUUUCCCCUCCCAACUCUAGCUCAGCCCACAACCCCGAACUUAGCAAGACUCUCAAGGACCAAGCCAUCGAGGUCCGAUCCGACCUUCCUGCUCUCGAUCUACCUCCCGCCCAAGCUUUACUACACUACAUCCAAGAGCGGGAUGCCUCGAACCUACCAUGCAUCGCAUACGAGCACCAGCUUCGUUACCGCUUCCGGGUCAAGUCAGCAGAAAGGUCCUUCCUGCUCCCUCCCCGCCGCGCCCGCUUGCCUGAAGGGAUAGAAGCACCUCCCGGUGCCGUCCUACACUCCCCCUUCUCGCCUCUGACUCCGAUAUCCCCCCUGUACCCCGACGGUCUAAUCGAUGCACAAUGGAUACUGAAGCACCAGGAACUGAUCCCCAGUGUCGUGCUCUGCUUCUACAACCUCGUCUCCGACCCAAACCAGUCCACCCUAAGCGAUAACCAGAUCAAGUCCGACGUGAACAAGCUGAGGAACCUCAUAAUCCAGUCGGGAUACAAGAUCAAGCUGGCUAUUGUGCUUCUGUCCGACUCUGCUGGCGACCACACCGACUACCUCCACCUCCAAGAUCGCAUCGAGAUUAUUCGCAGGGGCUGUGCACUUGACCCCAAGUCGGUCUUCCUCAUGCCCCCCAACGAGACCCACGAGGACCUUGCGCGCAUGGCUGAGAACAUGUUGAUCACAUUAUACGGUGCUUCAAUGGAGUAUUACAAGGAACUGGGUAGACAUUCUCGUAAGAAGAGAGGAAGGGGAGUUGCUCCACCGCCAACCGUGCCACCAACAACAGGCACUUCCCAAACGCUUUCGCUGGCAGGAUGGAAUGUCCGUUAUGACUUCAAGUCAGCUAUACUGGCCGAAUACCGUCUGGAAAUGGAGAAUGCUCUGCGUUCCUACGAACAAGCAUACGAAAACCUACUAAGCUCCGAGGUUGUCGAACUAAUACCAAGCUGGAGUCCUCGCUGGAACGAGGCUCGGCUUCUUGCUGACGUGAUAGCCAUCCGUUCCAUUCGCUGCCUGUUAUGGAACGCUCAGAAUAGCGCGGCCGUUCGCCGGUGGCAAUUUCACCGCGAAAGGAUGGCGGACCUUGUCGAGCGCCUUGGAAGAGGCACCAGUAACUAUGGGUGGGAGGCCUGGGAAGCGCGUUGGGCAAUCGUUAUGGCGAACUUGAUGGAGAAGGCAGGCAUCCCAGAGCUUGACCCUGCUGAACUGCGACUCUACCUCAACCCAGAGAAGAAUAUUAUGGGGGAACGACUACAACCAUGGGAGUUCCUCCACCAUACAGGUUAUUGGUACCGUCUGGCUUCCAGGCACUUGUAUGCCCGGAGAGCCCGAGCUCGUGCUAUGCCUGAAGACGAUAGGAGACCACCAGGCUCUUCUCCGGCUUCUCACCUUGCGAGCAGAGGCUUCACAUAUGACACUUUCAUGUGCCCGGAACCCCAUGAGGAGUUUCCGCUGGAGCAUAUGACCUAUCAAGGUGUUGACCAUAACGGCAUGAUUAUCGACUGCCUGUCACGAGCACUUCACGAGUUUUUGCAGAGGGAUCAAGCACGGCUGGCUGCUGAGUUGUCUCUAGAGUUAGCCAGGGAACUAGGUCUCAGGCAGGAAUGGGCCAAGAUUGUCGAGUUACUUCGGCCUAUAUGGCAAAACAUGUCCUUCAGGAAGGAACGCUGGCCAACAUUGGCCGAGGAAGUUAGCUGGGCUUUAAGGGCAGCCGCUUCGAAGACUGGUGAACUUGGCGAUGUGGUCACCAUUGACUGGGAAUUGCUGGAUCGAGGCUUCACGAAACGCAAAAACUGGCAAUAUGACAUAACCAAGUCCCUACAACUGAUAACGCCGGAUCCUAAGCCGCUUAUCAAUAUCGCAGAUGGCCAAAUCAUCUCGCCUAUUUCAGCUACCUUUGUUUUCAGAGACGAGGAAGGGAAGGCCGGCCAGACCACCCGUGCCCAGCUGUGCCUCCGUUCCAACGCUCAUGCCGAAUCCGCUCCCAUACCAUUCAGCAGGAUCGAGGUCAGGUUCAAUGGCAGCAUCAACACUGUCGUACUGAAACAUCAAGUCGAAGAAGAUAGCAAGCGACAAAAGCACGGUAACAUUGUUCUCUGUCCGGUAUCCCUUGAGGAUGUCACCCCAAGCGAAAAAGAGCCGACGACAGAAGACUCGACCGAAGAUGAGAGAGGAACUGAGUUACAAGGCACCACCGACCUGGCCCUCUCACCUGGUCAGACUCUCGUCUUCGUUCUGGACAUACCCCUCCGUGAACAAGGCGAAGUAACCGCUCUCUCGCUCACCGCAUCACUAGAGACCGAAUCCUUUGACCUCCAUCAGUCUCUUAAACUCCGGGAUAUGCCCAACAUGACCCAUAUUUGGUAUCCAACACCCUCAUCCAGGAAGCGCAUCACACGGCCAGUCAGCCCGCUGUCCCUCCGAAUCCUUCCAAGGCCCCCCAAGAUGGAAAUCAAUGGCGAAAUCAAGGAGCAGUACUACACCAACGAGGCAAUAACACUAGACUUUGACAUUUACAACGCCGAAGAUGUCGAGGCUCCCUCCAAGUUCGAUGCGCUCUUAUUCUGCGAUGAGGAUGAAGCGUCAUUGACUGCUCCGGCAUUCAUAGUGGAAAUCGUGUCAGGAGAAUCAAAAGAAGAGAGCAAGAGAUCAUCAACAAGCAGUUCAUCCGGCCGCGAAUCGAAAGUCUCCUCUUACCUCCUAGGCGACAUCCAACCAAGUGGCACCGCCACCGUCCGCCUACAAUUUCCUCCCAUCGAGCGACCCAGCCGCUACGAGUUGAAUCUGCGCGUGGUCUACCGCCUCCCAACCAACCCAGGAACGACCAUCAUCCAGACAGCUGUCUACCAACUUAACGUCCUCAACCCCUUCGAAUCCAACUAUGAGCUCCUGCCGCGGGUCCACCCCGACCAGUGGCCUUCUUUCUUCGAUGCCGAAGGCAUCCAACCACUUUCCCUUCCUUCUCAAGAGGACAACGACACGGUAGUAUCAUACAAAGGCCUCACCCAAUCCUGGUCUCUCCUAACCAGAUAUGCCUCCUUCGCCUCCGAAGAUCUCAAGGUAGUCGACGUAGACAUCAAAGUCCUCCGACAACCCAGCCAGGAACCCAACACUCCGCCACCAAUGACCUGCCUGAUCACUCGCCACGGCGAAAAAUCCCUCCCCGAAAAAGGACAACUAAUGGAGCCGCACACGAUCGAGACCACAUCCUUCGAUAUCGUAGCGCAAAAGAUCAGUCUCGACGAUCGCGGUCCGGCACCGCUAGACUUGGCUAUGGUCAUCAGAUGGAAACGGGUUCCCUCUUCAGAAACAGAAGAAGAAACAAUAAACACCACAACCCUCCCAGUCCCGCGCUUCUCCCUCUUCGGCAUCGAGCCGCGCGUGCUCGCCCAAGUCAACUACCUCGACACCCCCGACUCUUUUACUCCAUUGAUCCUCCUCCGAGUCAUCAUCGAGAACGCAUCCAACCACUUCUUGACGUUCGGCGUGUCGAUGGACACCUCAGAGGAGUUCGCCUUCUCGGGACCAAAGUUGUCGGCGGUGUCGGUGUUGCCGGUUAGUAGACGGGAGGUGGAGUACAGGAUUUUACCUACGGGGUUGGGACCAGCAGCGGGUGGGACGGAAGAGAGCAGAGGCGAGGGGGGGAUUGGUGAGAGUGACAAGGAGAAGAGAGGUGAAAAGGGUUACUGGCUCAAACCGGGCUUGACUGUGAGAGAUAAGUACUUCCAGAAGGUGUUGAGGGUGAUUCCGGCGUCUGAAGGGGUGAGGGUGGAUGCGAAGGAGGGAGGGUUUUUGGUUUGGGUUCCUACUGGUGAGGGUGGUGAAGGUGAUGAUGAAUGAGGAGACUGUGAGGGCUGGACAUGUUGAGUGGAUGGGGAGUAUGAAGCGAUAUAUUUAUAUUGUACUUGUAAUACGGGACUGUUCCGUUCUGUUUUGGGUAUGAGUGAACAGGUCAGGUAAUGCAACUGAUGAUUAUAUCCUCCCUUGUCUG
Molecule: messenger RNA, 4387 nt
Organism: Neurospora tetraspora
Lineage: Eukaryota; Fungi; Ascomycota; Sordariomycetes; Sordariales; Sordariaceae
Product: Gryzun, putative trafficking through golgi-domain-containing protein
Exons: 3
Coding region: 337-4236 (1299 amino acids)
Source: RefSeq, a predicted model, not a curated record